UUCCAAACAACCUCUCCCCUAAAAUGAACACAAUGUUUUUCACUUUGAGAUCUCCCAAAAACUCCAUCAAAACUUCAUCUCCUACAAGCUCCCUUUCCAUAUCCAAACAAUUCAGCUUCUGCUCCUCCUGGAAACCAUGUCUUCACCAUUCCUUCAAGCCAUUCACAUUGCCUUUCUGGUCAUUGUCUCCGUCUCCAUCCCUGCAUCCCAUGCAGCACAUAACAAAUCCCCCAAUCUCAAUACAACAGUGUUAGAUUCUCCUCUCUUGACGAAAAAGAUUGGUGCCAACCACACGAUCAAGGUCGAUAUCAAUGGCAGAGGAGACUUCACUUCUGUUCAAGCUGCCAUUGACUCUGUUCCUGAAGGGAAUGGCAAGUGGACUAUCAUCCAUAUCAGAAAAGGGGUGUACAAAGAGAAGGUUCACAUACCAGAGAACAAGCCUUAUAUCUUCCUGAGAGGAAAUGGGAGAGGCAGGACUUCCAUCGUUUGGUCCCAAAGCUCCAAGGACAACAUAGAGUCUGCAACUUUCAAAGUUAAAGCCCCCCAUGUUGUUAUCUUUGGUAUCAGCUUCAAGAAUGAUGCUCCGACCGGGGUCGCCCAGACCUCACAGAACCAGUCAGUGGCAGCAUAUGUGGGGGCGGAGAUGGUAGCAUUCUACCACUGCUCCUUCUACAGUACCCACAACACUCUCUUUGAUUACAAAGGCAGGCACUUCUACCACAACUGCUACAUCCAGGGCUCAGUUGAUUUCAUCUUUGGCCGCGGAAGAUCCAUCUUCCAUAACUGUGAGAUAUUCGUGAUUGCAGACCAAAGGGUGAAGAUCUCAGGAUCCAUCACAGCUCAGAACAGGCAAAGUGGAGAAGAUAACAGUGGGUUUGUGUUUGUGAAAGGGAAAGUGUAUGGCAUUGGAGGAGUAUACUUGGGUAGAGCCAAAGGCUCCCAUUCUAGAGCGGUUUUUGCGAAGGUUUAUAUGUCUAGGACAAUAGUCCCGCAGGGCUGGACCAAAUGGAGCUAUACUGGCAGCACCGAGAACCUAUUCCAAGCGGAGUACAAAUGCUAUGGACCAGGAGCAGAAACAGAGAACCGGGCUUCAUGGUCUUUACAGCUCACUGAUGAAGAAGCUGCUCCUUACCUCUCCGUGGACUUCGUGGAUGGCCAGAAAUGGCUACCGGCAUGGCUAUGAAGCAGAUGAUCGAUUAAUUAGCCAGGAAUGUAUUAUCGGAAAUGAUUGUUAAUUUUAUACCAAC
Vitis vinifera (wine grape) is the source of this 1247-nucleotide messenger RNA. RefSeq names its product probable pectinesterase 67. Gene Ontology annotation, molecular function: pectinesterase activity. The record is from RefSeq and is a predicted model, not a curated record. The transcript has 5 exons. Gene Ontology annotation, biological process: cell wall modification. The coding region runs from base 137 to 1183 and encodes 348 amino acids. Lineage: Eukaryota; Viridiplantae; Streptophyta; Magnoliopsida; Vitales; Vitaceae.